CGCGGGAGCCUCGCCGAGUGAGCAAGGGGCCAGUCCGCUACGAAGGCCGUGCUUACCUCUGAGAACAUUAGGUGAAAUAUAAAUUUACGUUUGGAUUUAGUGUCGUGUGUAAAGUUUACAGAGACUUUGGUAUAUAACAAGUUCUUCGCAACUUCACUAUGUAUGUAACUGUGUUGUGGACGGCGCUAAGCCUGGCACUCGGGGUGGAGGUCCAGGGAGAGAUCAUCCGGGGCCUGCCAUGCAUCCAGAGACACAAUCAGCUGUUUUGCCGCACAGCUGGCACCUCUUACCCUACUGAAAAGAUCGAGCGGUUCAUCGACGAAAACAAAGCCCUUAUGCGAAGAAUGUAUGGUGAAUUUCUAGAUAAUUUCGACACUAUACAACAGUCGAUCCAGCAAUCCCAAAGCAGUGGUCGUACCUUCCGCACGGGUCGUUCCGUCGAGUCCUUCGCCGACCAGAUUCCCGAACUCAUGAUGGACUACCACCCUGACGACCAGCGCGGCGAGUCGUUCUUCCGUCACAUCCGGAACAAGCGCCAGUCUCUCCCAGGCAGCAUCAACACAAAUCCGGACAGAGUCGACUCGUGCGAGAGCAAGACGGAGAUCGUGACCCCCUACUGGGCCAACAACUCGGCAGGCAAAGUGCGGGCCAUCGUCAACACUAAUGAGUUCUCGCAGGCCAUUCACCAGGAGGUUUGCGUCAAGCAGUCGACGAAGCGGUGCGGGGGCGAGUGCGCGUGCGAGCAGAAGUACAAGUGGCACCGUCUCUUGGCCUACGACCCUGACAACGACUGCCGAGGAAUCUUCAUGGAUUGGUUCCUCUUCCCGUCUUGCUGUUCCUGUCGGUGCACUCCUCUCUAAGGACGCGAUUCUAGGAUCGGG
This is a messenger RNA of Penaeus chinensis, 881 nucleotides long. Its product is annotated as protein spaetzle 3-like. The transcript has 7 exons. Gene Ontology annotation, biological process: innate immune response; regulation of Toll signaling pathway; central nervous system formation. The record is from RefSeq and is a predicted model, not a curated record. Lineage: Eukaryota; Metazoa; Arthropoda; Malacostraca; Decapoda; Penaeidae. Gene Ontology annotation, molecular function: growth factor activity; Toll binding. Gene Ontology annotation, cellular component: extracellular region. Bases 159 to 860 code for a protein of 233 amino acids.